Ectocarpus sp. CCAP 1310/34 is the source of this 1629-nucleotide messenger RNA. NCBI's taxonomy places the organism in Eukaryota, Phaeophyceae, Ectocarpales, Ectocarpaceae. The record is from the annotation of a GenBank genome assembly.
UAGCGUACAGCUGAGAGGCCAUGAGAAUCGCAAAAGGCGUUUCUGAAGCCCUCCGCAGCCCCGUGAGGCGUGGGAUGCUGGAAUAUUUCACAGAGCACGUGUGGCAGGUGGGGUUUGCGCGUUCGCUCGGAGUCUACGAUGGCAUGCUCGUGACUUCGGUGGGUCAGCAAGGCAGCAUGCUAGAAGCGGUCUACACGAUCCCAGAGAACAUUUGCGUCACAGGGGGCACUCUCGGGGGCGGCGGAGGGUGUGUUCUGCCGUGUGGCGUUACGACUGCCCUAUUCGACGAGGUGAGCACCCUCGCCAUGAUGAUUGCGGAUAGGACGUGCCGCCCAGGCGUUAGCAUAUCUCUGAGCUGCCAUAUGUUCCACCCUGUGGCGCCGGGCGAGAGGGUUACCUUCAAGUCACGAGGGCUUAAAAUGGGUGCACGCCUUGGAUACGGGGAGGCUAGCAUGUACCGUGAAGACGGAAAGCUGGCGGCGAGGGGCCGACACGUGAAGCACCUCCCGAUGGGGCGCGCGUGGGACCUUUCUACGAUUCCUUUUGUCUUCCCGUACGCCCGCAAGUUGUCUGAGCGACAGCACGCACAAUGGCUAAGAGAUCCGGAACGAUCAAAGGGAAUUCCUACGGGAGAGCAUCUACUGGAUAUGUUCAAGCUGGAACAAUUCGAACGUGUUGGAGGAGGUGGAGACGAGGAGUACUUCGGCGGGGCAACAUCUAGCGGCCCCCAAGUUGAAGAGCAAGCGGGAGAAGUCGAGGGAGGUUUUCGUAGCGCCGAGGCGGAGUGCCUCGUGACGAGACGCAUGUGCAACUACAUGCCAGGGACGAUGCACGGCGGCGCGAUAGCCGUUGCGGCGGAAGAGAUCUCCCGACGAUGCCCGCCAGCACCAUUCCCGAUGGACGCCGUUCCGAUUCCUGGAAACCCUCGCGUCCAGUACAUGGAGGUGCACUACAUGUCACCGAUCAAGCGACGAGCUGGGCUGGCCGCUGUGUCGGCUGCUUCGGGGAUAGGCAAAAACGUCACAAGAGUAGGUCUGUCGGAGGCGGGCGGGACGGAGGGUGGCGUUCUAAGCGCGGAAGCGGUGCUGCUGUGGAGUCAACGGGGCGAGGGGCGGGGAGGUCGUUGACUGAAAGCCAGAAGGAUCAAAAAGUGUAGGGAGGUAGUCUGGCAUGCCCACCGAGUAGGGGGUACAUUUGAACAUGUUUCAUAUCUAGGUUACCAAAGGAAGAAUGACGAAACUGCGGCUUGUGAAACAUUGGUUAAACACGACACGGCGUCCGGAAAGUGUGUUCUUUUCGUCGGUCGCUGUGUUCGUUUGCGUUCGUUGCUCGGAGGACACACACCAGUUUCUGGGGUGAAACAUUGGAACCGUACGGCCUUUUUUUGCAGGGCGUUACUUGUAAGGACGAGCACAGCGCUCGCCCAAAUACGCUUCGGAUUCCGCUUUUCUCCGCCUACACUGGGAGGUAUGACAACCAGAAUGACGGAGAGAGGAGCAGACUCUCGCCGCGGCUUGAAGAUUGGUCGCAAUCGAGCUUACUAUUGCGUGUUGCCUAAACCAGGACGUCGGAAACCGAUCGUUGCCAUAGUAGAUUGGACCACCAGAAGUGGACCCUUAUUUACUACGC